Diospyros lotus (date-plum) is the source of this 1361-nucleotide messenger RNA. RefSeq names its product probable E3 ubiquitin-protein ligase RHA4A. Bases 368 to 922 code for a protein of 184 amino acids. Lineage: Eukaryota; Viridiplantae; Streptophyta; Magnoliopsida; Ericales; Ebenaceae. The record is from RefSeq and is a predicted model, not a curated record. Gene Ontology annotation, molecular function: zinc ion binding. The transcript is spliced from 3 exons.
UGGAUUACUUUUGCUUUCUUAAUUAAUAAAGCAAUAAUUCUCACUAUAAUUAGGAUCGAGUUGAAUGUGAAAUGAUGUGGGAAGAGAUGAAGAAUUGAAAAUGAAUGGGGUCAUGGUGCUUAGCUGUAGGUUUCUAUAUCUUAGUGGCGUGUCCCAUCACAUAAAAAGGAAGAAUAGGGAAUAUAUUGUUAAAUCUCCAAAAGUUCCUUGCAAGCCUCUAUAUCUUGUUCUUUACUGACAAACGAGCAUUAUUUUUUAGGCCUAUUCCCUCUCUCUCUCUCUUUCCCUCUCUCAUCAACUGCUUGCAUUUCAUAAAUAUCUCUUCCAUCUAUUUAGAUUUCUUUCAGACAUCUAGGCUUAAUAAUUGAUGGGUCUUCCUCAAAAUCCAAGCCCUCCUCAUCAAUAUCCCCAAGAAGUUCAACUUAAGCUCUAUCAAGCUUUCAUAUUCUCAAUCCCUGUCCUCUUUUCCAUCAUAUUGUUUCUUCUGUUUUAUUUGUUUUACCUCAAGAAGAGGGUCUCCGGCCUCUCAUCACCUCCUCCAAUACUUCCAAGGACUCUGAAUCAAGCCACUUCUUUUGCCCCCUUGACUUUUGGGGCAGAGGUGAAACACAAACUUCCUGUAGUCUUGGUUGAUGAAGAUUUAAGAGCAAAUGAUUCACAAUGCAGUGUUUGCCUCGGAGAAUUUGAGAUGCAAGAGGAGUUGCGCCAGGUGCCAUCUUGCAAGCAUGUGUUCCAUGUAGAAUGCAUUAGCCUCUGGCUCCAGCUCUCCAACAACUCCACUUGUCCACUUUGUAGAUGCUUCAUUGAUGUUCCGGCAGCCAAGCUUGAUAACCCAGAGCCAGAGCUAGAGCCUGCUAAUAUUGGAGCUGAAUCACAGAGGCAGGAUCACCUUCAGAGGUUACCUCCAGAACAGCAGCAAUAAGAAGAUGAUAAUGAUAAGUUCUCUUUGGCUCAAUUGUUACAAAUCAUUCGAAAGAAUCAUCCAUGAAGCGGGUGAUUCAUCCGGGUCCAGGUUAGCUCAAUCCAGUUGACGGUUCGAUGAAAAUCAUAGCCCUGUUCUUAUAGUUGUAUGCAUAAUACAUGCAUAUGAAAAAAAAUUGCUUGUUCUGCGUUAAAUAAUGAUCAAAUCUUGCUGGAGGUUGAUAGUGAAAUCAGUGAUCCCUCCUUUAACUCCUAGAAUUUCUUAUAUAGAAACCACGUAGCCAAGAUGAUGUGUCUCCUCUUUCACAUCUACUCACUCAUUACAAAGAAAAAUGUAAUUAAUUGUAGUGAUUUAUAAUUGUAAAACUGUCACCGGCAUGCUAUGCCUCUGUACAGAAGUUCUAUAAAAUGUAAUUUUCCUUAAUUGUAGUGAUUUAUAA